GGCCGCCGGCAACCUCGUCGGUAUUUAUGUACAUACACUGAGCGACGCUCGGCAGGUUAUGUGUUUGAAUAAAGUGGAAUAAACAGCGGUACUUCAAAGGCCGAACACGGAGCACAAGUCUCGCGGCCUGCUAUGCUGAUCAGUUAUCUCUGUCCUCGCUGCGAUGGAAGAUGCGGGCGCCACAGUUUUCUACGACGACGAGGACGACUGCCUGGACUACGAGUGCUUGCACAACAACGUCGAAUACGAUUACGAUUACGUGGACUCGGAGAAGGAAACCCUUCAUGAAUUGUACCAGUAUUGUCUCGGCCCUAGUCUGUACGAUACGGGACGCUAUAUACUGCCUUUAUUGGGCAGCGCAAUCUUAUUUAGACUAGUUGUUCAUACUGAAUACAUAUCGCACAAAGUGUCUCAUGUACUGUCGGUCAUUAUAGGUUUGUAUAUUAUCCAGCAUUACGUGCAGGAGUCAUUGACAGUAUUGAUAGCGUUCGCUCUAUUUUCCUACGGUGUUUUACACGUGCCAAGAAGGUGGCACAGAGGCGCAGGGAUCUUUUUGCCGUCCCUAUUGACAAUUGCGUACUGCGAAUUUUCAAUGCAGCCAGUGAUAUGGCAUAAAGUACGCAGCGUGAUUAUGACCAUGGUGAUGAAAGCAAUUAGCGUCGCCAUCGACACCGGCGAUUCGAGCGACUUGCCGGACGUUUACAGUUUCAUGGGUUACAUGUUCUGCGGUGUAACUUGUUUAUUCGGGCCGUGGGUGUCGUUCAAGGAUUACCUGUCGUUACGUUGCUCUAAUCAGACGAAAUGGUGGGUAAUGUACAGUAUGGGAUUCGCCUUCUUCUCCUUUGCCUUUCUGAGCAUCUCAAAUUGCUGGACGCAAUGGAUAUUUGUAGAUAACUCUUGGAAGUGGUUACUGGCAUACAGAGACGCGUUGUCCUUCAGAACGUCCCACUACUUCGUAUCGUACUUAGCUUCGGCAGUGUUAAUUUUGGGAGGAUUUUCUCUCUCGUCGUCGACGAUAGUUGAGUUCUUGUACAUCGAGUUCCCACGCUCGCUUGUUGAGGUUGUCAUUCACUGGAACAUUCCGAUGCAUUACUGGUUAAAAACGUACAUCUUCCGUCCCAGUAUCAGAAACUUGGGGAAGUUCGGCGCGGUGACCGUCACGUAUCUGACAAGCUCUCUUUUGCACGGCUGGAACUUUCAAUUGGCGGCGGUGUUACUUAGUCUAGGAUUUUAUUCGUAUGUGGAGUUUCAGCUCAGGUCCGUGCUCGCCGACACCUUCGACGCCUGCGUCGCGUCUAAACAGUGCUCCACACAAAGAUGCACGCACCAAUACAAUUCGUAUAACUGUUGGUGGGUGUUUGUGACAAACUUUACGUUUUUUGGAUUGGCGGUGUUUCACUUGGCUUAUUUAGGUCUCAUGUUCGAUAUGUCGGAUCUGCAAGAAACAGGGUAUAGCUAUAGCCAUACCAUAAACAAGUGGGCUGAACUCGGAUUUGCUAGUCAUUGGGUAGCAUUAGCUACAUUUUGCAUUUAUAUUUUAAUUAAGUAGCAGAUUAUUUUUAAUUUUUUAUUUUCUCCGAAGACUGUAUUUCUUUUUUUUUUUAAUAAAAAUUAAAACGACCUAUAAAUCACUAGCAGUUGACUUUGUAAACAGUUUUCCCUGCACAGAUGAAGGAGCAUGAAUAAUAUUUAGGAUGUAAUU
Vollenhovia emeryi is the source of this 1702-nucleotide messenger RNA. RefSeq names its product protein-cysteine N-palmitoyltransferase porcupine (gene por). Gene Ontology annotation, biological process: lipid modification; canonical Wnt signaling pathway; Wnt protein secretion. Gene Ontology annotation, molecular function: Wnt-protein binding; palmitoleoyltransferase activity. NCBI's taxonomy places the organism in Eukaryota, Metazoa, Arthropoda, Insecta, Hymenoptera, Formicidae. The transcript is spliced from 7 exons. Gene Ontology annotation, cellular component: endoplasmic reticulum; membrane. The record is from RefSeq and is a predicted model, not a curated record. Bases 164 to 1549 code for a protein of 461 amino acids.